Plasmopara halstedii is the source of this 630-nucleotide messenger RNA. RefSeq names its product Teneurin-1 and related extracellular matrix proteins, contain EGF-like repeats. Bases 1 to 630 code for a protein of 209 amino acids. Gene Ontology annotation, biological process: neuron development; heterophilic cell-cell adhesion. The transcript has a single exon. Gene Ontology annotation, molecular function: protein homodimerization activity; protein heterodimerization activity; cell adhesion molecule binding. Lineage: Eukaryota; Oomycota; Peronosporomycetes; Peronosporales; Peronosporaceae. The record is from RefSeq and is a predicted model, not a curated record. Gene Ontology annotation, cellular component: neuron projection.
AUGUGGAUGUCUGCGGAUGUCACGGCGUACUGUCCGAACGGCUGCAAUGCGCAAGGAACAUGCGGAAAGAACGAUAAGUGUACAUGCUAUGAGCGACAAGACCAAGAGACUCCAAGUAUCAAAUAUCCAGCAUAUAAAGGUGCUGAUUGCUCGCUGCGUACAUGUCCGUAUGGCGAUGCGUGGGUUCAAGUCCCGACUGCCGCGAAUACAGCGCAUUCAUUAACUGAAUGCUCAAAUCAAGGGAAUUGUGACUAUGUCACUGGACAUUGCAUGUGUUUUCCAGGAUAUGGAGGCAAAGCCUGUGAACGAGCCGAGUGUCCAAAUGAUUGCAAUAGUCGGGGUAUUUGCCUCACCCUCGCUGCUAUUAUAGCUGGGAGUCCUAAUGUUUUGGCAGCAUACACUGCGUGGGAUGCUAAUAAGCAUAUGGGAUGUUACUGUGACCAAGGAUAUCGCGGACCUGACUGUUCUCUCAAAGAAUGUCCGAGCGGUGACGAUGUUUUACUUGCCUUUGGGCAGAGUCAGGGACGUGACUGUGGAGGACGAGGCAAAUGCAACUAUGAGUCGGGUGAAUGCGAAUGUUUUCCGGGUUAUUAUGGGACUGCGUGCGAUUCGCAAACUACCGUGAAUUAA